AUGGGAGUAACAUAAUCUAGUUAAAAUGAUCAUUUAGAAAAAUAUUUAGGAUAAGAUUUUCCAGAUGGGGAAAUUUUAAUUGGAUUUGAAAAUCCAAGUAAUAUUUGUUAUUCAAAUGUAAUAUUAUAAGCAUUGUAUUAUUGCAAAGAAUUUAAGAAUUAAAUUUUAUAACAUCAGAGCUCAAUUAAUUAGAAUAAUUUACUAGAUUUAACUAAAUUGUUAUUCCAAUCAAUAUCAAAACACAAACAGAAGACUGGAGUAAUUUCAACCAAAAAGAUGAUGAAUUAUAUUAAAACUAAAAAUAAAAUUUUCGAUGGCAAGUAUCAUUAAGAUUCUCAUGAAUUUUACAUGUGGUUUAUUAAUGAAUGCGAAGAAUUAUUGAAGGAUAAACAAAAUAAUUGGGUUAGAUAAAUAUUUCAGGGAUAGUAAUUAACAUAAAUCGAGUGCUUAAAUUGCCAUUCAAUCUCUUAAAGAGAGGAAAUGUAUUGUGAUUUAUCCUUAGACUUAUUUCCUAAUUAUAGUUUGAGCACUUGUUUGUAAUAAAUGUCGAAAGAAGAACAGCUAAAUGGUUAGAAUCAAUUCUUUUGCGAUAAGUGUCAAUCUAAAUAAGAUGCUAUAAAAAGAUUAUUGUUGAAUACUCUACCAAAUGUCUUAGUAGUCCAUCUGAAACGAUUUAAAUAUGAUGAGAGAUGUGGGUAGAUGAUUAAAGUGUCUUCAAAGAUUCCCUUUUCUCAAUAAUUAAGUAUUAAGGCUCUGAAAUAAACAAAGACCUACGAAUUGACUACAAUCAUUAUCCACUUAGGAUAAGGCAUAUUGUAUGGUCAUUAUGUGUGUAUAACAAAAAUACAAGGGAAAUGGUUUAAAUUUGAUGAUGAUAAAAUAUCUCUAUUUGUUGAUUAAGAUUUACAUUUUGUUUAUGGAAGAAGUUAUCCAACUCAUGCUCAAACAUGUGCAUAUAUGCUGUUUUAUAAUGCAUAAUGA
Paramecium tetraurelia is the source of this 981-nucleotide messenger RNA. RefSeq lists its product as uncharacterized. Gene Ontology annotation, molecular function: cysteine-type endopeptidase activity; cysteine-type deubiquitinase activity. The transcript has 5 exons. Lineage: Eukaryota; Ciliophora; Oligohymenophorea; Peniculida; Parameciidae. Gene Ontology annotation, cellular component: nucleus; cytosol. Gene Ontology annotation, biological process: protein deubiquitination. The record is from RefSeq and is a predicted model, not a curated record.